GGCCAGCCCAGGAUCGGAUGGAAGCUGCGGUACGUACCUUUUUCAACUUCAGCUAAACUCUUGGUCUGAAUGUGCUUGAUUGAGAGAACAACACGGAGGGGCGUUUCUCCAGUGCUCAUAAAAUGUGACCUUGCCUGCCAAUUUUACAUACAAUCUGGACCUGGAUUCGAAAUCUCAAGAGCAUGCAAGCUCUUUUACGCUCGUUACCGAGGCAAUUGUCCCGCCACAGUCGACUUACCGUCUCAUCAAUAUCCUCAGCUCCCCUAUCGACAUGUUCAUCAUUAAGAAAACGACGAGAGAAGGGUCCGGAGCUGCUAUUCCCUAACGCUCCAUCAACAAGCCACCAUGAUAUUACAUCUUUCCUCGCAUACGCAAGUCGUACUGGACUUGACGUGGCAUCAACGGUAUACGUCGGAACUCACUAUGAGUACACAGUCUCCUCAACACUCGCCCAAUACGGCAUCCACGCCAAGCGUGUAGGCGGAGCAUUCGACCAAGGCAUUGACCUCCUCGGCACCUGGAGUCUUCCUUCACGGACCGAGAAUCUGAAGGUCAUUAUUCAGUGCAAGGGAGGUGCCCAACGCGUCGGCCCUUCGAUAGUCAGGGAACUGGAAGGUUCCUUCAUCGGCGCCCCGGUGGGCUGGCGGGGUGAAGGAGUCAUUGCCUUCCUUGUUAGCGAGAAGCCGGCGAGCAAGGGCGUGCGAGAGUCUCUGGGACGAAGCCGCUGGCCCAUGGGCUUCAUCUCGUGCUCCAGGGAAGGAGUGGUGCAGCAGAUGCUCUGGAAUCAGCGGGCGGAUGAGGAAGGCCUGAGAGGCGUUGGCGUGACGAUGCGUCAUGCCGAGGACGGGGAGAGCGAGUCACAGAUUAUCUUGACACACAAUGGAAAGCGAGUGCUUAAGAGUCCAAAGCCGGAAGUCUCUGAGGUGGACUGAAGUCUCGGUCAAGCCAUCAAGCAUCGAAACCAAACAAAAUGCUAGGUACACCGCGCAGGAGUUGAAACAAGCUCGCUGAGAGGCACUUGUCAGGAAUCAACGCAGGAGCGAGAGUGUCGUAUUUAUUUCUUCACUAAAAAAAGAAGAGUCGAGUGGCUAUGGAGUGAGAACCUAACAAGAUUUUAUUGCAAACAAACUCCCAACUCAACAUUUCUUAGCACAACAUGAGAUAGCCUAGUGGUGUAUAGUACCGAUAUUCAGACGUUUAGAUCUGUACCAUGGGUUACAAUAGCAUCGCGACGCUGGAAGGUAGUCGGCCCAUUUCCAAAUAUCUUGUUGUAGGUAGCAUGCCUUUGCUCGAAGUCACAAUGGCAUAGGGCAGUUGGUGCAGGACUUCGAGGCUAAAAUCAGGUU
Molecule: messenger RNA, 1346 nt
Organism: Colletotrichum godetiae
Lineage: Eukaryota; Fungi; Ascomycota; Sordariomycetes; Glomerellales; Glomerellaceae
Exons: 1
Coding region: 183-932 (249 amino acids)
Cellular component (GO): mitochondrion
Source: RefSeq, a predicted model, not a curated record